AUGGUGGACCCGGUGCCUGAGGAGGAGAAGGAAGGCGCCGAGCCCAGCGACGGCUCGGGAGGGGAUGCGGCCGCGGCGUCAGUGCCCCCGGAAGCCCAGGGCGCCCAGCAGCCCGUGGCCUCCUCAGCGUCUGCCUCGGCUGCGGCUGCAGCAGGACCCGGCAAAGCCGAAGUCCCGUGCGCGGCCGAAGGUGGGCGGCGGGAGCAGUCCCCGCUGCUACAUCUUGACCUCUUCAACUUCGACUGUCCCGAAGCCGAGGGCAGCCGCUAUGUGCUGACCAGCCCUCGCUCGCUGGAGGCCUGCGCCCGCUGCGCCGUCAAACCCGUGGAGCUGCUGCCACGGGCCCUGGCCGACCUGGUACGCGAGGCCCCUGGCCGCUCCAUGCGGGUGGCCACCGGCCUGUACGAGGCGUACGAGGCAGAGCGACGCGCCAAGCUGCAGCAGUGCCGGGCCGAGCGCGAGCGCAUCGUGCGCGAGGAGAAGCGGCGCCUCUUCACGCCGUUGGGCCCCGCGGCCGUCGCGGCAUCGGCCCCGAGUGCGGGCAGCAGCAGUAGCUGCAGCAGCGCUAGCCUGCCGGCCUCGCCAGCCCCGCGCGCGCCCCGCAAGGCCUCCUCUAGUCCCUCCCCGGCCCGGACCCAACCUCCGCCCGCGGGCUCUCGGACAGGUAGGAAGAGCCACUCGCUGGACUCUCUUUCCCGUCGGCGGGAGGGCGCGCUCAGCUCCGAAUCCGGCGCGUCCUCCUCGUCCUACAGCGGGGAGAGCCUGCGGGAGCUGCGCUGGCCGCCGCGGGCCUCGGCAAGGAACAGCUAUCCGGCGGGGUCGGCGGCCUCCGCCCCUAACCCUCUGGGCCGCCCUUCCGCCCUGACCUUGGUUCCCAUCACCGGCCGCAGCUUCAGCCUUGGUGACCUGAGCCACUCGCCGCAGACGGCGCAGCACGUGGAGCGCAUCGUGCGUCAAGUGCGCGCCGAGCGCGGCCUGCGCGGGGUGCCCGAACGCGACCGGAAGAUAGCGGCUCUGAUGCUGGCUCGCCAUCAGGAGGAGCGCCUGCUGCUGGAACAGCGCGCCGCGGCCCAUGGGCAGUGGGAGCAGCAGCGCGUGCGAGCCGAGCAGCGACGGGAGCGCGAGGAACGCGAGAAGCAGCGUGCGCUGGAGCAGGGCCGCCGUGCGUGGGCCGCGCAGGUGGAGGAGCGCCGAGGCCGUCGGGGCCGCGAGGAGCGCGAGGCGGCACAGCAGCGGCAGCGGCAGUACGAGCGCAGCGAGGAGCGGCGCCGGGAGCUGGCUGAACGGCAGGGUCUGCUGCGGCGCGAGCGGGUGGAGCGCGCGGCGCGGGAGGACCGGCUGCGCAAGCUGCAACAGGAACAGAAUCUGAAGCAGCGCGAGGAGGGCCUGCAGGAAGGGCGCCAGCGGGCCGAGCAGGUGCGCAGGGAACGUGCCCAGCGCGCGGCCCGCGCCAAGCAGACGCAGGAAGGCCAGCUGCGCCGGGAGAAGCGGGAGCUGAGCCGGGCCGAGCGGGCGCGCCACGAGGCGCUGCUGCAGGGCCGGGCCCGGCAGCAGCGAGAGGAACGAGAGGGCCUGAGGAGCUCCUUGGAGGCCAGCUUGGGCCGCGCGCAGGAGAACUACGAGCAGGUGGUGGAGCAGCGCACCCGGGAGCUGCGGGAGCGGGCCCGGCGGGAGGAACUGCAGGGGAGGCGGGCCAAGGAGGCAGCCGAACGCCAAGAGCGGCAGCACCAGGCGCACUUGGAGGCACUGGCCCGGGCCGGGGAGCGAAGGUUGCAGCACGCGACGCAGGUGGCCGAGGAGGCGGUGCAACAGAAGGCGCGGCGCGCUGUCCAGACUCGGCUGGAGAAAGAACGGACCCAGCGUGCCAACAAGGAGAAGGUGGAGAAGGACGAAGACUGCCGCCGGCGGGAACUGAUUCAGGCCAUCGGGCGCAAGCUGGAGCGCAGCGAGCAGCUGUCGAGGGAGCGGCGCAGCGCGCUGGAGAGCGCCCGCUCCACGGCCCGGGCCUCCUUCCACGUGCGGGAAAAGGUUCGCGAGGAGACCAACACGCGUUCCUUCGACCGCAUGGUGCGGGAAGCCCAACUCCACGCCAGCUUGGAUCGCAAGUGA
Molecule: messenger RNA, 2109 nt
Organism: Ochotona curzoniae (black-lipped pika)
Lineage: Eukaryota; Metazoa; Chordata; Mammalia; Lagomorpha; Ochotonidae
Gene: CCDC177
Product: coiled-coil domain containing 177
Exons: 1
Coding region: 1-2109 (702 amino acids)
Source: RefSeq, a predicted model, not a curated record